Vigna unguiculata (cowpea) is the source of this 1745-nucleotide messenger RNA. Its product is annotated as beta-amyrin 28-monooxygenase-like. The record is from RefSeq and is a predicted model, not a curated record. Gene Ontology annotation, biological process: sterol metabolic process. Lineage: Eukaryota; Viridiplantae; Streptophyta; Magnoliopsida; Fabales; Fabaceae. Gene Ontology annotation, molecular function: monooxygenase activity; heme binding; iron ion binding.
AUCAUGCUAAGAAUUUGCAGCUGAGAUGGAAUUUCUCAUGCAAUCUCUGUUAAUUACUGUGAUCACCAUGGUUGCAUCUGUGUAUGUUUUGCAGAAAAGAAGAACAGGUGGCACUAAAACCUUGCCCCCUGGUAGCUUUGGGUGGCCCCUAAUGGGUGAAACCUUCCAAUUUUUGUUCCUCAAGAGUGAACAUUUCAUUCAAGAAAGGGUCAAAAAGUACUCCUCACAGAACUUCCACACAAACAUCCUAGGAGAGCCAACAGUGGUUCUUUCUGGUCCUGCAGCAAACAAAUUUGUCUCCACCAACGAGACAAAGCUUCUCAAAGUUUGGUACAUGAAGACUCAGCGCAGGUUCUUCAAUAUUCCUGACCAAAAAAUACAUGCACCAAAACAAGAACCUGCAUCUUCAGCUCCAGUGAAGAUCUUGGGGAUUCUGAGACCUGAGGGAAUAGCAAGGUACAUGGGGAACAAGGUUGAAUCAACCAUGCAUCAACAUUUCACGACACACUGGGAAGGAAAAACAGAAGUGAAGGUGUACCCUUUGGUGAAGGCCUUUUCCCUCACACUGGCUUCUCAAUUCUUCUUAGGCAUUGAUGAACCAAAAUUGGCCACUGAGUUUGAGCACUUGUAUUUUGGGAUCUACUCUGCUCCUGUGAAUUUCCCGGGCUCUUCAUACCGUAGGGCACUCAAGGCUUCAUCUGCAAUAAGGAAAGAGAUCCAAUUUCUGAUCAAAGAAAAGAUUGAAGCUUUGUCCAAGGGACAAGUUGUGGAUGACCUACUAGCACACGUAGUUGGUGCUGAGCAAGGUGGAAAAUAUGUGCCAAGAAUUCAAAUAAGCAACAUCAUCAUGGGGAUGAUGAAUUCAAGCCACAUGCCAAUAGCUAUUACUCUGGCUUUCAUGAUCAAACACAUUGGACAGAGGCCUGAUAUCUACCAAAAAAUCGUAUCCGAGCAUGCUGGUGUUACAAAACUCAAAAGAUCUGGUGCAGCACUAGACUGGGACAGCAUACAGAAACUGAAAUACACAUGGGCUGUUGCACAGGAAACUAUGAGACUCUAUCCAACUGCACCAGGUGUGUUCAGAGAGGUCAUAACAGAUAUCACAUAUGAAGGUUUUACUAUUCCAAAAGGGUGGAAGAUUUUUUGGUCACUGGUUGGGACAAAUAAGGAUCCGAACCACUUUCCAAAACCUGAAAGUUUUGACCCCUCAAGGUUUGAAGGGAAUAAUAUUCUUCCUGCUCCAUACACUUGGAUACCCUUUGGAGCUGGACCAAGAUCUUGCCCUGGACAAGACUACACGCGAUUUGUGGUCCUCAAUUUUAUUCACAUCCUAAUAAACAAGUUCAAGUGGGAAGUUACAGUUCCAGAUGAGAAAGUUUCAGAGGGUCUAAUACCUACCCCAGCAGAGGGAGUAUCAAUCCGUCUUUAUCACCGUUAAGUUCUCACAAGUGCAGAUAUUGUGAACACGAAGAACAGUUCGAAAAAAGCAAUAUCAUAUGAUAAUAAAGACGACAAACGACCCAGACAAGGUUAAUUGAUUAUAGGAUUGUAUGUGUAAUGAGACAAUGUAAUAAGAAUAUUCGGAGUGUUUUGUUGUCGUUUUCUAGAAGGAAAAAAGUGAUGUUGAGUAGGUAACUAUUUUGAAGAACAAAUCGUAGUUUCUCCGUGCAUGUGAAAUCCUUAUAAAAGAGAUGUUGAUAUCAGAUCAUAUAUAUCAAUCAAUGGCAUGGUCCAGGUUAUAUAUA